Perca flavescens (yellow perch) is the source of this 2609-nucleotide messenger RNA. RefSeq names its product protein O-fucosyltransferase 4 (gene pofut4). The record is from RefSeq and is a predicted model, not a curated record. Gene Ontology annotation, cellular component: Golgi membrane. The coding region runs from base 139 to 1635 and encodes 498 amino acids. Gene Ontology annotation, molecular function: alpha-(1->3)-fucosyltransferase activity. NCBI's taxonomy places the organism in Eukaryota, Metazoa, Chordata, Actinopteri, Perciformes, Percidae. The transcript has 5 exons.
UUGUUGUGUCUGUGUGAUAAACAAACUGCUGCACUCUGUUAUCACCAAUCCUCAAAACCAGUUUAUACGGAGAACAGCGGUAUAUUUUUGGUUUGAAGAAUCCAAAAAACGCGCCUUCAUGCGUUUGCUUCAGUGGCAAUGAUGGCGGGUAGGGGCAGGCUGGUUCCAUGUGUGUGUCUGGGGCUGUUUGGUGUCCUGUGCUGGGUCUGGGUCUCCUUUGCCUCCUUUCCAGAUGAUCAACUUCCCAUGGAGGCCUUGGAUGCAGUGGACCGAGGAGCCUUCCAGCCCCAGAGUGCUCUGUCAGAGAUGGAGUUCGCCUCCAUCAGUUCAUACAGAGGACCUGGCAACCAUGAUCGCCGCAGCAACAAGGAGCUGCCCAUUCUUCUCUGGUGGAGUGGAGGACUGUUCCCACAUUUCCCUGGUGACACCGAACGCAUUGACUGUGCCACAUCCUCCUGCCUGGUCACAAGCAACCGCAAGGUCCAGCUGUACAGACGGACAGCAUCCAUCAUCUUUUAUGGAACAGACUUUCGUGCAUAUGAGGCGCCGCUCCCUCGUCUCCGCCACCAGACCUGGGCACUGUUCCAUGAAGAGUCACCCAUGAAUAACUACGUCCUCUCCCAUGGACCGGGAAUCCGGCUGUUCAACUACACUGCCACAUUUCGCAGGGAGUCUGACUAUCCUCUGACCCUGCAGUGGCUGCCUUCUCUGGAUUACUUGCUGGAGCCUGUGGUCGUGUCCCUGGAGGAGAAGAACCGGCUGAGGAAGGAGGGCCUGGCUCCUGUGCUCUACAUGCAGUCUCACUGCGAUGUACCGUCAGACAGAAACAGAUAUGUCCAGGAGCUCAUGAAGUAUAUUCAGGUGGACUCCUACGGAAAAUGCUUGAACAACAAACCUCUACCUGAACACCUAGAGGACACGGCCACAGCUACCGGUGAAGAGGCCGGCUUUAUGAAUUUUGUUGCGCGCUACAAGUUUCACCUGGCACUGGAGAACGGCCUGUGUCCAGAUUACAUGACCGAGAAGCUGUGGCGGCCUCUCCAUCAGGGCUGCGUGCCUGUCUACCGAGGCUCCUCUGUGGUGGCAGACUGGAUGCCCAACGACCACUCCGUCAUCAUCAUAAAUAACUUUCCCUCACCGAAAGCUCUCGGUGAAUUCCUCAAACGUCUCGAUGAGAACGAUGAUGCAUAUGCAAAAUAUUUAGAGUUCAAGAACCCCAGCCGCAUCACUAACACUCGUUUGUUGGAGGCUCUGGAGGCCCGCGAGUGGGGGGUUAAUGACAUGAGUAAACCCAACUACCUGAAUGGAUAUGAAUGUUACGUGUGUGACCAGGAGAAUGCACGACUGGCAGCAGAACGAGCAUAUAGGAAAGCCCCUAAAAAGAACCGACCUCCUCAGCCUAAAAUGGCCAACAACUCUCACAUGGGGUGCCCCCUGCCCAGCCCGGGGUAUGGACCAGUGCAAGACCUACCUGCAGAUGAUGGAUGGUUGCAAAUAUGGCCCCAGGAUUACUGGCAGAGCCUGGACCAAGCAGAGGGGCUGGAGUCCCUGAUAAGACAUAACGAGUCAGACCCUUCGCUGCUGUGGAAGCACAUCCAAAACAUUGCUGUGAGCAGAGCCAGAGGAAAACACUGACACAGGCCUUGAACAGAGGAUGGAGCGCAUCCAGGAUUACAGAGGUGUCCCAUAUUAUGCAUCCCCUCUGUUUAAAUGAGGGAAUGAAGCAGACUUCCUUUACCUUUAUGAGCAGUUUAGUUCUACCAUAACAUAUUUUGAUAUUGAAUUUAGCUGACAUGAUAUAUUUGGCUUUUAUCCCUAUUUUCCAUUAUAACCUAUUUAAAUUCAGUAAUGGGAAAAUAAUGUUUUGGAGUGCUAUAUGCUAAUAUUUUCAAGUCGCUUUUUUACUAUAACCGAGGUGCCAUCAUUGUCCUUGCUCCGCCUUGCACUGUUAACAUUAACUGCAUGCAGUGCAGUUGUUCCACAGAGGCACAUUCUCAUGGGAGGCAAAUUUUCAUUGGACUGGGGCAGGGCCAAGGGAGCUCUGCCUAACUGCGUGUGAAGACUAUCAAGAAAGUAGCCAAUGAAGUGCAUUAGCUUCUUUCCAGUUACUCAGCAGGUAGCUGAUGGCCAGUAUUAGCUAAAGUCACAUUUAUGUACACAGCUUUUUAGGUGACUAUGCAAGGAAAAUAUUACUUCACCAAGAAGUGGAGAAAGGCAAAUGGAAAGUUCAGCACAAAUCCUCUGUGGAAACUCACCACUGCAUUUGAAAAGUAGUUCUCAGGAGCUCAUCUAAUGCAUUUCUGUGGCAGAUACUUUAUAAUAUUGUCCUAACUUUUCAGUUACAUGAUGCUAAAAACAGGUUUAUGUGCAAUAUUUUUUUAAUCAUGCUUUUCUAAAAUGUGUAACUGCUUGAGACUCUGACAGUGUUGUGUCUGCUGGCACAACGUUUUACAUAACAUAUUUAUACCAGGAUUCUAUAAGUCAUUUUAAUUUUUUUAACAAAGCAUCAUACAUGUGAACACACUAUUUUGUAUCAUGAAGAGCAAAAGAAGUAAACAUUUUGUAAUAAAGUCAUUUUCUUGCAUAACCGCUGUUGCUAAAAUAUAACU